Messenger RNA from Camarhynchus parvulus, 1905 nucleotides. It is a transcript of the gene CPLX3, whose product is annotated as complexin 3. The transcript has 4 exons. Gene Ontology annotation, biological process: neurotransmitter transport; synaptic vesicle exocytosis; regulation of neurotransmitter secretion. The coding region runs from base 379 to 852 and encodes 157 amino acids. The record is from RefSeq and is a predicted model, not a curated record. Gene Ontology annotation, molecular function: syntaxin binding. NCBI's taxonomy places the organism in Eukaryota, Metazoa, Chordata, Aves, Passeriformes, Thraupidae. Gene Ontology annotation, cellular component: SNARE complex; terminal bouton.
GCACACACCGGAGCUGUGCGAGCCCCGGCGCUGCAGCGCCCGCUCCGCUCCCGGCCGGGACCGCUCCGCCAUGGGCGGCCAGGCAGCGCGGCCCCGCUGACCCCGCACACUCCGACAUCCCGGUACUCCCGGCAUCCCGGCAGUUCGGCACUCCAGCAUCCCGGCAACUCCGCUCUGCUGACCCCGGAGCUCCGGACUCCGCCGUCCCGGGAACUCUAUUCCAUUGAGCCCGACUCCUCCAUCUCUCAGCACUCCGGCAUCCCGGGAACUCCGUGCUCCACCGUGCCGGGAACUCCACUGCGCUGACCGCUGGUCCCGGCUCCUCGGGAAUUCGAUCCGCGCUGCCCCCCGGCCCCCGGGCCCCCCGGAGGUGCGGCCAUGGCGUUCAUGGUGAAGAGCAUGGUGGGGGGGCAGCUGAAGAACCUCACGGGCGGCCUGGGCGGCGAGGAGAAGAGCGAGGGCGAGAAGUCUCCGGCCGAGGCGCAGGGCAUGACCCGCGAGGAGUACGAGGAGUACCAGCGGCAGCUGGUGGAGGAGAAGAUGGAGAGAGAUGCUCAGUUUGCCCAGCGCAAGGCGGAGAGAGCCACGGUCAGGUCCCACUUCCGAGAAAAGUACAGGCUGCCCAAGAACGAGACGGAUGACAACCAGAUCCAGCUGGUGGGAGGCGACGUGGAGCUGCCCAAGGAGCUGGCCAAGAUGAUCGAGCAGGACAACGAGGAGGAGGAGGAGAAGAACUCGGUGAUCGGCCAGCUCAGUAACAUCCAGAACCUGGACCUUGAUUCCUUGAAGGACAAAGCCUCGGCCACGCUAGAGGACCUGAAGCAAUCGGCGGAGAAGUGCUCCGUGAUGUGAUGGGGCUGAGCAGGGAGGGGACGCAGCGCAGGCUCUGGCGGGGGCUGCUGCCUGCAGCGGGGACCCCAGCCACGCUGUCACCCUUGCCGUGUGUCACUGGGCUCCUCCUGAGCCGCCUGACCCCUCGAGCCCCUGACCCAGAUGUCCCUGAUGUGUGGCUUUCGUUUCGUUCUCCGGGCUGAGGUUAGAGCCAGGAGCCAGCAUGUCCCCCCCGUACCCCACGGCCUCCCCCGUGCCCGGGCAGGGGGUGUCUGCAGGCAGAGCUGGGGAGGCGGCAGGAAGGAGAGUGACCUUGGAGUGUGCGUGACCUGGAAUGUGAUUGGAGUGACGGACCUUGGAGAGUGACUGACCUUGGGGUGUGAGUGACCUUGGGGUGUGACACUGGGACUCCCAGCCUUGCUUGAUCCCCCUCUCCAUCGCUUUCGCCCCCUAAAUCCAGCUGGGUGAGGGUAAACCACCUUCACCCCAGACUAACCCUAACCCACACUGACCUUGCAGUGUGACUGACCUCGGGGUGUGACUGACCUGGGAGUGUGACUGACCUUGCAGCGGUGGCCCCACGCUGCGGCUCUGCCUCCACUCAGCCUCCCGGGAACGAGCAGGAGGCUCGGAUUUGCCUCGCAAGGACGAGGCAGGGUGUGGAGCACCCCCCUCCCUGCAUCCCAUCCCCAUCACCUGAGAAACAGCAUCCCAUCCCUGCCAGGAACACCAGCCCUGUGCCCUUGAGGGCCCCUCUGGAGGAGCCAGCCGGGAAGGACCUGCCAUACGAUCCCUGUGGGAAGGGGGGUGCUGAAGCCUGAAUUGACACCAGAGAGGGACAAAAGCCCUCCCUGGUGCUGAGCUGAGCCCGCAGCAGCCCUUCCCCGGAGCAGUGGCGUCCCUCUCCUGGGAUGGGAUCCUGUCCUUGUUCCUUCCAGGAGAAGAACAAAGCCAUGAGGGAAUAUCUCCCCGUCCUCCCGCUCGUCGUGCUGUAGUCGUGCCGUGCUCGGUUGAGUGUCCCUCCCUCCUGUGCUGUCCCUGUGCCAUGGUACUGUUAUAACCGGUGGAAUAAAU